UUUCUGCAGGCGGCUUCGUUUAGUUGCCGGCCUAUGUCAGAUUUGUUGUUUGCUAGGGGUGCUGUGCGGGUCCUGCCUGGAAGGGUAGUGCCAGGGCGCGAGGUUCCUUCGAUCGUUGUAAGCCAGUAGUGCCAGAUUCGGGGCGGCCCCUCCUGCGGAGCCAUUUGCAUCUGGUCGGCGCAGUAAUCGCUCUGAGCAUUGGUCGGGUUCUCAUAAGGGUCGUCGGCCCUUUCACGGUUUGCCCCAUUGAUAGGGCGAUGGAGGGGGAGGCUCAUGCUGUUUGCUCUCGCCUGGUCCCACGAUAUAUGGGUGUUCUGGGUCGUUUCCUCCAGCUUAUGGUGGCUUUGGGUGGCUCCUCCUCCUUCGCAGAUUUCAGUGGUGGCGGGGCAGGCCUCUUCCCCUGUGCUCUGUCAGGUCAUCCUGGAGUGGUUAUGCUUGAGCAUGGUCGAAAUGCUGGCAUCCCUCGGGUAGGUGCCCCACCUGUUUCCGUUCCAAAACGGGACUGUGUGGAUCUGCGGUUCGUUCUGGACUUGUCCCAUCUGAACCCCUGGGUCUUUUGCCCCUUCCUUCGAAUGACUACUGUGUCACAGGGCCCGCUUCUUUUGGAGCCAGGCACUUGGAUGGUGCCUCUGGACCUCCAGGACAUGUAUUGGCACAUAAGGAUUCAUCUAGGGUUCAGGGACUGGCUCGGGUUUUGUCUUGGAGCAGCAGGCCUACCACUUUCGUUGCCUUCCAUUCAGCUUGAAUCUGGCACCUCGCGUUUUUACAUGCAUGACCCGGGUCGUGGUGACCCGUUUGCAUCUGUUAGGGGUUCGAGUUCAAGCAGAUGCCAGAAAAAUGGUGUUUCAUUACAUUCAACACUGUUUUUUUUAAUACUUUGAAAUACUACCUAAUUUUAAUUUGCUUUGUGCAAGAUUUACCAACAACAUAGGCCUCUUACACAUGAAAGCUCUUUUGUUUUUUAACAUCUAGUUGAACUCAGUAAUUUAAUACUUCUGCCAAAGAUACAGUAUAUAAUGAAGUGUAGAACACUUGGUAGGUUGUGUGAUGCAAAACUGUAAUUUAUGAAGUGCAUAAAAUACAAGACAACAAUGAAGAGUCAUGAGGUCAGAGAAUGGUACAAUAUUUGUUUUCAUGAACAGAAACAACAUCUUGGUUGUGUAAAUAUUGCUUCCCAACUUUGAACAAGCAAACCUGUAUCCAUGCACUGUGAACUUUGGCUUUAUUGUAAUAAGUUAAUACAAGUCUGUAAUAUAAUACAGAAUUCUCAAUUUGAGAAUUCUCAAUUCUCAUAGUUGCACUAUGCAACUAACAUGCAUAGUGUUUCAGGCAGGUCCUUAAUCUAACAGAUAAAGUAAGAGUAAUAACAGAUACAUUGUAGCAGAAUUUGAGUUCAACAUAAUAACUGUAAUAUAAAUUGACACUUUUUUUGAACAGGUAAUUUUUUUUGAAAAUGCAAAAUUUUUAAACCUAAUACUGGUAGGUGUAUUUGAUAAAUUUAGGUACAGUAAUUUACAUUUAGUAAUAAAAUUAUAUAUAUUUAAUGAAAUUACAGGUAUUUGUUCCAGAUGUGUGAAAACAUUACCAUCUUCCAAUUGCCGCAUUUGCUGCAGAAGAGAGUAUGAAUGACUGAAACAAAUAGUCAGUGUGAUAUGGGAAGUAUACAGAAUAAGUACUGUAUAAAUAUAAAAUACAUUAUGGUGCAGAAAAUAUGUCUGUUACAGUUACAACUAUGGAUUCCUCUGACAUCAUAUUUGUGAACUUCUGCAAGUGCAUUUUUUAUGAUGAAUGAAUAACUAGAGUAACUUGUAAAAGAAUUAUAUAUGUCUUAAGUGUAUCAUACUGUAGUGGACUUGUCAUAUUUUGAUUAUUUGAAAUAAACUGGGACUACCAUUGUCAUGGAUGAAAAUAAGAAAAAGGAAAAGAAAUCUGAAAGAUAUUAUAAUGAAUUUUCAGAUGAAAAUAAAUUUAACACUGAAGUAGAACAUGUGGAGAGUAGGUUAAAAAAGAAAAAAAAGAAAGACAAGAUACUUAAGGAUAAUCUAGUAAACAAGAAAAAGAAAAAGAAAUCUAAAAGAUACUCUGAUGAAUUUUCAGCUGAGCAGCAAUGUAAUGCUCAAGUAGAAUAUGGAGUGGGUAGGUCAAAGAAGAAGAAGAAGAAAUAUGAAGUAAAUCCAGCAAAUAAAGAAAUGAAUGAAUAUAAUAAUUGUAAUAGUAAUGGAUGUAUAAUGAAAUUGAAAACAUCGGAGAAAGUUUCACAAUUACAGCAAAACGAUCUGAUGUUAGAUUCUAAUAUAAGUGACAGUAUUUAUGAUGGAACUAAAUUAAAAAAGCGAAAAAUACAAAUUUCUUCUCACUCUGAUACCAAAGGACAUAAUGAUGACUUAGAUAUUGAAAAUUAUUUAUUGAUGAGCAAAUGCAAGAAACGCAAACUAACUCCAUGUUUAUCAACCAGCAAUGCUCCAAGCGAAUCUGAAGUAGAACAUGUGGAGAGUAAGUUAAAAAAGAAAAAAAAGAAAAAAAAGUUUCUCGAGGAUAAUCUAGUAAACAAGAAAAAGAAAAAGAAAUCUAAAAGAUACUCUGAUGAAUUUUCAGCUGAGCAGCAAUGUAAUGCUCAAGUAGAAUAUGGAGUGGGUAGGUCAAAGAAGAAGAAGAAGAAGAAAUUUGAAGAAAAUCCAGCAAAUAAAGAAAUGAAUGAAUAUAAUAAUUGUAAUAGUAAUGGAUGUAUAAUGAAAUUGAAAACAUCGGAGAAAGUUUCACAAUUACAGCAAAACGAUCUGAUGUUAGAUUCUAAUAUAAGUGACAGUAUUUAUGAUGGAACUAAAUUAAAAAAGCGAAAAGUACAAAUUUCUUCUCACUCUGAUACCCAAAGACAUAAUGAUGACUUAGAUAUUGAAAAUUAUUUAUUGAUGAGCAAAUGCAAGAAACUCAAAUUAACUCCAUGUUUAUCAACCAGCAAUGAUUCAAGCGAAUCAUCCAGCAAGGAAGUCAUUAAUAUUAAAAACAUCUCUGAAAGUUAUUCAGCAAGAAAGAGUAAAAAAUCCAAGAAAGAUGACCCUUCAGGAGAAACAGAUUUAAGAGAAUCUACUUGUGACAGAACUAUUAAGGAAAAGAAAAGGAAGAACAGACAGAAUCCUGACCCAGGUACUGAAAGAAAGUUGACAGCUUGUGAUGUGAGCAAUAAUAAUUUUAGUGGUGAAGGAAAUAUUGAUGAAUUAACAUCCUUUAUGCAGGGUGAUAUUUCAGAGAGUAUUAAUUGCAAUUUUAGAAGUAAUAUGUCAUUUGCAGCAAGAGAUCAGGAAAAUAAUUCUAGUCACAGUGAUGGAAAUGCUGCAAAACUUUUUGGUAAUGUGAUUAGUAUGCCGGUAGAUGACUUCGAUUAUGAUGAUGAUGACUAUGCUGAGCCGAAACAUUUGAAAAAGAGGAUAAAGAAAACAAAACCAAUAGAAGAUGUUGAACUUGAGGAUGAUGAUCUUGAAGAGAGUGAAGAAGAUGACUGCACAGACUUUACAGUUACUUCUCUAUAUAACACAUCUUCAUAUAAUAACCAAGAAUGUGAGGCACCUGAAUGUGGAAUGCAGAGAGAAAUUAAAUACAAGAGUUUUGAUGAACUUCUUUACAAGAUUCCUCCAGGAGAGGGCAUUCCUUUGGAAGACAGUGAAGAAGUUCCAGAUGAAAAAUGCUACUGGAAAAAACAUAAUGAAAGAAUGAUUGAUAACUUUACAGAGGAAGAGAUAGAACAGGAGGUAAUGAAUAAGAUUUAUUUUAUUCAUGACUAUUUUAAAAGAUUUGAAACUGGCAAGCUUACUGAGGAGGAGUUGAAGGAAGUGCGGCCAAGGAACUUUCAUGAACCAUAUUUUCCAACACCAAAACACAUGGAGUUCUUCAAAAACUUGGAUAUCAAAAUAACUUGGCCCCUAAAUAAGCUUCAUGAAUUCUGUCAAAAUUGUGUUAGUAAGAAAUAUAAUAUUCAUGGCAUGGCUAGGAAAAUGGGUUUCACUGUUUCCACACACAGUAGUACACAUGAAGAAGAUAAGAAGUUGUUAAGGAACUGGAUCAAAUUUCAGAAGGAAUAUGGAUUUUAUGAUUUACGUCCCCUGACUUCAGUAAGAACAACAAGAGUAAUAAUCGAUGAUGAAGGCAACAUUUCAUUCAGGGGUUUCAGAUACAUUAGCUUAAAAAAUCAGAAGAAAUUAGGACUGUACUUGGCCCAAGGCUUACCCAACAGAACACCUGCGUUUGCAUUGAAAAAGCUAAGAUUUUGGGCCAUGAAUCUGGAGGACAACAUAGUAAAAAAAAAAAAAAGUAGCUUCCCAGGGCGUUAUGUGGCAAAAAUGGUAUAUAUGCUGAAAAGAUUUGGUGCAAACUUCUCAGCAGUAGAGCUGGUAGUUGGGAAAUAUAUAGAACAUUAUUUCAGAAUUUUCUUCGAUGUUCAUGUACGGAUGCAGAACCUGAAAUUUCGAAGUGGAGCUUGGCUGGAUACCGAGACAGAAAGACUUAAGAGAGGAAUUGUUGAAGUAAUGAAAGUGAAGUCAUGGAGAGACGCUGAAAAGAAAAGAAUCAAAUGGCUGAAGCUUAUUCCGUAUGUUAGGACACGUAAUAGUAAUUACAUGAGAGAGCGCUUUUUGUGGAUUUGUCGUACUGGCUACGAAACAACAAAAAUGGAGAGAUAUUGGUUUUGGGCAAAGCUGAUUCAUGUCAUAUAUGAUUCAGGUGUUGACCAUCUAAGCCUCGUGGACUGGGACGCUAUAGCUGAGCAGUUCCCAGGUAAAAAUGUUUACUGUGUGAGAUUAGAAUUCCGAAACCUCUUCUUCCAUAAGGUCCCCAGUCAACACCAAUCACUGCUUCAAGAUGGGAUAAUAUAUUUGUAUGAUAAAUUUCUUCCAUAUCUUCGAAAAGUACUAGAAAUUGCUGGAAAACCAUAUAAUUUAGAUGGCUCCUCCCAAUGCAGCAGUGAAGGUGAAGGAAAAGAUGCUGCAGAUAAAGAGUGUGAUAUUGAUGACAUGACCAGUAAGUGUGCAGAGGAAGAAAUGGUAGAUAACCCAGACAGCGUUGGUCUUGGUUGUCAUCAUUCAGGUGUUAAACAAGUGGAGAAAUCUUCAUGACCAGUAACUGAAGAGUGUUAAACAAGUGGAGAAAUCUUCAUGACCAGUAACUGAAGAGUGUUAAACAAGUGGAGAAAUCUUCAUGACCAGUAACUGAAGAGUGUUAAACAAGUGGAGAAAUCUUCAUGACCAGUAACUGAAGAGUGUUAAACAAGUGGAGAAAUCUUCAUGACCAGUAACUAAAGAGUGUUAAACAAGUGGAGAAAUCUUCAUGACCAGUAACUGAAGAGUGUUAAACAAGUGGAGAAAUCUUCAUGACCAGUAACUAAAGAGUGUUAAACAAGUGGAGAAAUCUUCAUGACCAGUAACUAAAGAGAUCAUUGUGAGUUCCCAAAUUUAACAGAAUCAACUUAUAUUCAAAAUUAAGGUUAAAAAUAUACUUACCUUUGAAGUACAGUAUAUUAAAUCAUGUGUUCUAUUUAUGGGAAGUAAACAUAUUAUUUAAAUUCCUUAUUUGUUUAAUCAUAAUAUGUUCUUAAUAUAUACAGUACUGUAUAUACUGGUAAACAAUAAAUAUUCUGUACAAUAUUUGUAUAUUUUAGGGGUAUUCAGGUUGCUAUUAACCACUCUGCUGCUCCAAUAUUAAUACUGUUAAGAAUCAGUCUCAUUACUUCACCAGCAUCAAUCUCAUUACUUCACCAGCAUCAAUCUCAUUACUUCACCAGCAUCAAUCUCAUUACCAGCGUUAAUAUCUUCCUCUACCCACAUCCUUAUCAUUCCCUUACCAGCAUCAUUUUUACCUUAGUAUCUUUCUCACUAAUGAUUAUCAUCCUCAUAUCAGCACCAGUGUAUUUGCACUGGGCAGUUGUAUUUUUUAUAUUUCAAAAUGUAUACCUUCGAUGACUGAUUUUUGUCAUGUGAAUUUGCCUUUCUUUAUAUUAGGGGAAUGGCCUUCACUACACUAUUAUUUAACAUAUGAAUCAUCUUCCUUGCUAAUUACUCACUUACUCACCAUCUCCAAGUAUUUAAAGAUGCUCAAAGGAGCACUUGAAACA
Molecule: messenger RNA, 6100 nt
Organism: Procambarus clarkii (red swamp crayfish)
Lineage: Eukaryota; Metazoa; Arthropoda; Malacostraca; Decapoda; Cambaridae
Source: RefSeq, a predicted model, not a curated record